Molecule: messenger RNA, 696 nt
Organism: Aspergillus niger
Lineage: Eukaryota; Fungi; Ascomycota; Eurotiomycetes; Eurotiales; Aspergillaceae
Product: mitochondrial 54S ribosomal protein bL19m
Exons: 3
Coding region: 1-696 (231 amino acids)
Biological process (GO): translation
Cellular component (GO): mitochondrial large ribosomal subunit; ribosome
Molecular function (GO): structural constituent of ribosome
Source: RefSeq, a predicted model, not a curated record
AUGGCGUCUUCUUCCCCGAUCCUGCAGCAGCUGGGCUGCUUCCGGUCCCUCCUCCUGAAGCCUCAGUCCCUGUCGUCCACCGUCAACAACCAGAUCGGUCGCCGUGCGCUCAGCACCGUCUACUCCGCGAAGCCUGAGCCCAAGCCUCUCCCUAAGAACCUGCCGGAGCAGUUCCUUCGUCAAUUACCGCUUCGCAUGCGGCCGAAUCCUGAGCGCAAAGAACGCAAGAUCCCUCCUCCGCCGCCGGCCCCUCAGUGCAAGGACCCCGUGAACGCCGUGCAAGAGGCCCAAUUGGCGCAGCUGGACCCCACGGGCGAGCGCCGCGCUCUUUUCGACUACAGACGGAGUCCUCGCAGUGUCAAGGUCGGAGAUGUUUUGCGGGUGACGUUCAAGAACGGAGAUCCGUUCUCCGGAGUGUGUUUGAGCAUUCGGUUGCGCGGCAUUGAUACGUCGUUCUUGUUGCGGAACCAGUUGACGAGAGUUGGAGUCGAGAUGUCCAUCAAGGUGUUCAGUCCUAAUGUUGAAAGUGUGGAGAUUGUGCAGAGGGCGGAGAAGAGAAAGAGACGCGCGAGGUUGUAUUACAUGAGGAAGCCCAAGCACGACAUGGGCAGCGUCGAGAACCUCGUUGCGAACUACCUCCGGCAGAAGAGAUCGCUUACCGGCAAGAGGGGCGGUGGCCAGACGAAGAGACGGUAG